This is a messenger RNA of Aspergillus udagawae, 2502 nucleotides long. RefSeq lists its product as uncharacterized. The record is from RefSeq and is a predicted model, not a curated record. NCBI's taxonomy places the organism in Eukaryota, Fungi, Ascomycota, Eurotiomycetes, Eurotiales, Aspergillaceae. The transcript is spliced from 3 exons. Gene Ontology annotation, biological process: nucleoside metabolic process. Gene Ontology annotation, molecular function: catalytic activity. Bases 1 to 2502 code for a protein of 833 amino acids.
AUGCCUUGUCCUGCACGGGAGGAAUUUCAGAUCGGCUGGAUCUGUGCCCUACCUAUCGAGGCGGCCGCAGCCAAAGAAAUGCUCGAUGAGGACUUUGGAAUACUUGAAGAACAAGAUGCUGCAGAUACAAAUGCAUAUAGAUUGGGUCGAAUUGGAAAACACCAUGUCGUGAUCGCCUGCCUGCCUGGUGGACAAUAUGGAGCCUGCGCAGCUACAACAGUUGCAAAUAACAUGGUCCGUACGUUCUCAAAAUCGUUACGGAUUGGCCUGAUGGUCGGUGUUGGAGGAGGCAUCCCAUCCACAGAUCAUGAUAUACGGCUUGGUGACAUAGUGAUUAGCUGCCCGACAGGCAGAUGUGGAGGCGUGGUUCAAUAUGAUAUGGGCAAGGUCGCUGCGGACGGUGUAUUCUGCCGAACUGGCUCUUUGAACAGUCCUCCCAGAUCAUUGUUAACAGCAGUUAACAAUAUGAGGGCUGCUGAGCUAACUGAUGAUCCCCGGUACCCGGAAUAUCUCCAAAGAGCGAUCAGGAGAACACAACGGACCCAGGCACACUUUGGCCGACCCAGUUCACAAAGCGAUCGAUUGUUCAAAACCAAGCACGAGCAUCCUGCUACUGCGGGGAAUUGUGAUAUAUGUCCAAGGGAAUGGGAAGAGACUAGAAGUGAACGGGACACUCAGGAUCUACUACUACACUACGGUAUUAUUGCUUCAGGAAAUUCUGUUAUCAAACACGGUUGCACAAGAGAACAGCUUUGUUUGGAACUUGGGGCACUAUGUUUUGAGAUGGAGGCAGCAGGCUUGAUGUUAGACUUCCCUUGCAUUAUUAUCCGCGGCAUCUGUGAUUACUCUGAUUCACACAAGAACAAGCAGUGGCAAGGUUACGCUGCCAUAGCAGCGGCAGCAUAUGCCAAGGAGUUGCUGGAAUAUAUGCCCCGGGGUCAAGUCUUGCAAGAGCAUCUUGCAGUAGAUGUAUGCAGCUCCAUCGAAAAUUUAACUCAAGAAGUCAAAGGCACGAAUCAACGACUGGAUAUAGCGUACGACCAACAGGAACGACACUAUCACGAACAAACAGCUAGAGCGUUGACCGAUCAACAACGAAAGUGUCAUCAGGUAUUCAAGAUAUCUAACUACGAGCAGCAUAAAGACAUCAAUCCAGGUCAUGUCCCAGGGACAUGCCAAUGGGUUUUGCAGAAUCCACAAUAUCGCCGUUGGUCGAAUAGUUACUGCAAUGAUCUUCUGUGGAUAUCAGCCGACCCUGGGUGUGGAAAAUCCGUUCUGGCCAAAUCACUUAUCGACGAUGACUUCAAAGCAUUGAAUCCAACAGUGUCAAUCUGUUACUUUUUCUUCAAGGACAAUGAUGAGCAGAACAAUCUUGCUACAGCAUUAUGUGCCAUACUACACCAGCUCUUCAGCCAGCAGCCGAAUCUCCUACGGCAUGCAUUGCCAUCGUGGGAAAGGAAUGGGAACAAGCUCCAACUAGAGGCCAGUGAACUUUGGCGGAUCUUUAUAGCAGCGACAUCAGAUCCCACAGCGGCCAAUACUAUUUGUGUGCUCGAUGCGCUUGAUGAAUGUCACCCAAACGAUCAAAAACAACUCAUUCAGAGGCUCGAAGACUUUUACCAUCGAACUGAUGGAUCGGCCGUUGAAACCUGGUUGAAGCUUUUGAUAACCAGUCGCCCCUAUGAUGAGGUUGAGCACAGACUCAAACCUAUCACAGAUCUCUUCCCAUAUAUACAUCUCAAAGGGGAGGAUGAAAACCAUCAGAUCCGCGAAGAGGUUAAUCUGGUCGUAAGGACCAGAGUGAAGGAGCUGGCUGAAACUGCAUUACUAUCAUCCGAUGUACAGCAGCGGCUCGAGCACCAACUUCUUCAAAUGGAACACCGCACGUAUCUUUGGUUAUAUCUAGCCAUUGACGAUAUCCGCACAACAUUUAAAGACAGUCUCUGGCCAGCUGAGGAAUCAAUUCGAUUGAUCCCUCCCUCCGUGGAUGCAGCAUAUGGAAAGAUCCUUGCUCGAGUUCCGUCCAACCAAGUCAAUACAGUAAGAAAGAUCCUUCAAAUUAUUGUUGGUGCACGGCGCCCCUUGACAACACAAGAAAUGGCUAUGGCGUUAGGUAUAGCUUUGUUCCCGAAGUCGCGGAGUGCAGCAAAAGCUGGAAUUGACCCAGUGCGAUUAGCCCGGAAGAUACGACAACUGUGUGGCCUGUUUGUCUUUAUCAACAAUUCGAAAAUAUACCUUAUCCACCAGACAGCCAGGGAGUUCCUUAUCAGCAGGGAUCUUGCCAGAAAUCCCAAUCCUAUAUAUGCCUUCAACCUAUCAGACGCUGAGAGUCUAAUUGCUCAGGUCAUCGCAGUCUUCUGGAAUACUCAGCAGUACAUUGGCCAGAUCAUAUACGAAACAUAUCCUUGGCACAGCAACACGAAUUUGAUGGUUUGUUACAUCAAUUAUACAGCGGAGGCAGAUGGAUGCUUUGGUUCCCAAUACUUUGGCGGGCUACGAUGA